GAGGAUGUUGCGCGCGAAGGGGAAAUGGCUGCCGAAAACAAGCCGGAAGGACUGAAGAAAAUUCGUAAUCCGGAUCGAAUGUACAGAUCAGCUGUGUGUUAUGCCGGCCAUGCUCCUCCUAAGAGUAUCAGUGAUGACACAGAGAUGAACAAUGAACAUGGACAUUUGAAAAUAUACCUGCCCAAAAAGCUGCUUGAAUGUCUACCAAAAUGCUCGUCGCUGCCAAAGGAGAGACACAGGUGGAACACCAAUGAGGAGAUUGCAGCUUACUUGAUAACAUUUGAAAAGCAUGAGGAAUGGCUAACGACGUCCCCUAAAACAAGGCCACAGAAUGGGUCGAUGAUCUUGUACAACAGGAAGAAGGUGAAGUACAGAAAGGACGGCUACUGCUGGAAGAAGAGGAAAGAUGGGAAGACCACGCGGGAGGAUCACAUGAAGCUCAAAGUCCAGGGAGUGGAGUGUCUGUAUGGCUGUUACGUCCACUCCUCCAUCAUCCCCACUUUCCACCGCAGGUGCUACUGGCUGCUCCAGAACCCUGACAUCGUGCUCGUCCACUACUUGAAUGUGCCGGCCAUAGAGGAUUGUGGGAAGCCAUGCGGGCCAAUCCUGUGCUCCAUCAACACGGACAAGAAGGAGUGGGCCAAGUGGACCAAGGAGGAGCUGAUUGGCCAGCUCAAGCCCAUGUUUCAUGGCAUCAAGUGGACUUGCAGCAACGGGAACAGCAGCUCUGGCUUCUCAGUGGAGCAGCUGGUGCAGCAGAUUCUGGACAGCCACCAAACCAAGCCAACUCCCCGGACCCACAACUGCCUCUGCACAGGCACCCUGGGCGCAGGGAGCAGUGUGCACCACAAGUGCAACAGCGCCAAACACCGCAUCAUCUCCCCCAAGGUGGACCCCCGUGGAGGCUACAGCAGCGGUCACUCUGAGGUCCAGAACAACGACGUGUCCGAGGGCAAGACCGAGCACAGCAGCCAUGGAGGGGGGAAAAGUUACGGAGGGGGAGGGGGCAGCGCCAGGGAGAAACGCAACGGCAAGAUUCCCAAGCCUGUUCUCCUGCACCAGAACAGCACGGAGGUGUCCUCUACCAACCAGGUGGAGGUCCCUGACACCACCCAGAACUCCCCCGUGUCUAUCAGCAGCGGGCUGAACAGCGACCCAGACAUGGCUGACAGUCCUGUGGUGACGGGCAUGGGCCACGUGGCUUCCGUCCUGUCCAGCCUGUCCCAGAGUGUAUUCAUGUCCGAGGUGACCGGGGACCCCGGCUACAGCAUGUCCCCCAAUGGGGGCCCCAACGCCCACCUCAUGGGCCCCGACGCAGCCUCCCAGGGACUGGUGUUGUCCGGUGUGGUGGCAGACAACCACAAGUUUGCCUUCCCCAGCGGAGGGGCUGGGGAGGGUCCCGGGGGGGCAGGGGGAGCAGAUGGGCUGUCCAUGCUGUCUGCAGCCGGUGUGUCUGAGGAGCUGGUCCUGUCCAGCAGCCUGGAUGCCGGAGGCAUGAAGAUACCUGAGACCACCAUGAACUUUGACCCUGACUGCUUCCUCAACAACCCCAAGCAGGGCCAGACCUACGGGGGCAGCAGGCUGAAGGGGGGUGGCAGCUCCUCCUCUUCCUCCUCUUCCUCAAAUGGCACCAACGGCAGUAUGCAGCGCUCUCCAUCCAUGUCAGACUCUGGAUACAGCUUCAACUCUGCUCUGGUGAAGAACAUCAAGACGGAGGACAUGUCCUUCGAGCAGCAGCUGGCCACAGAGCAGGGCUAUCAGGUGGGGGCGGUGGUGAGCUGUGGAGGAGGUGGAGCUGGUUCCUCUGGGACUGGUUCAGCACAGGGCUCCCUCGGCCUGACCCCGGCUGGCUCUCUGCUGCCCUCUGGAGGAGGCCUGAGCCCCAGCACCACCCUGGAGCAGAUGGACUUCAGCGCCAUCGAUGCCAAGCAAGAAUACUCUUCCGGGGCUGGGUCAGUGGGCUAUGGCCAGGCUAUGAACAGCCCCCACCUCUCCCACCAGAGCCACUCGCCCAGCUUCUUCCUCCAGGACACCCAGCAGUCCGGCCAGGCCCAGCAGGGCAGGUCCUCCAUGGGCCAGAAGACUCAUCUGAUGGAGCACAACUCCCACGACUCCACAGCCUACAUGGGCCUACAGGUGGUCAAGACGGACUCCCCUGGAAUUAACGGCCACCUCCACCACCACCACCAGAGCCACCACAGGGCCAACUGCAACGGGGGCUCCCCCACCGAGGGGCCAGGGCAGGGGCCUGGGUCUCUCCAGCUUCUACAGUACCAGGGGGGCUUCCCUGGGCUGGGGCCAGAGCAUGAGGAGGUGGUGGGUCUGGAGCAGCCAGGCAGCGUGGGCUCAGGCCAGGCAGGGGGAACAGAGAAUGGAGAGGGCCUACUGAAGCCUGGGGAUCACCUCCAGGCCUGUGGAGGAGGCAACCCAGAGGGAGGAGGGACAGAGCACUACCUGCAGCAGGCCAACGGUGGAGGAGGUCAGGGAGGCGGAGGAGGAGGGGAAGGAGUGACCAUGCAUAACGGAAAUGGCAUCAACAACGACGGCAGCAACCGCUCACAGCAGCAGCAGCAGCUGCAGCCCCUCCUCCAGGGGGCUGGGAUGGUCCAGGGCCUUUACAACACCGUGGGGCCCCACCAGGGCCUGGGCGGAUCGGGCUCUAACGGGGGAGCAGGAGGGGGAGGCUUGGAGAUCAGCCUGGACCACUUCGACAUCUCCUUUGGAAACCAGUUCUCUGACCUCAUAAAUGACUUCAUCUCUGUGGACGGUAGUGGAACCAACAUGGCUGCCGGGGGAGCUCUGUAUAACCACCAGCUGGUGGCCAACCACGGCUCAGACGGUCAGGCCACGCCUAGUGGAGCUCCCCAGCAGGGCCAGGAGGACGGAGGGGUAGGAGGGGCCCGGGGGGCAGGAUACAGCCCCUCAGAGCUCUGUCUCCAGCCCUGCUGCAGCCCUCAGUCUCUGGGUGCCGGGGCUGGGGGUGCAGGGACGGAGUCAGGCUCUCUGGCAUACAUGGACGUGGCGGAGGUGGUGUCUGCAGCCGUGGCCCACGGGGCUCUGGGGAUGUUGCAGGCCACAGGGAGACUCUUCAUGGUCACUGACUACUCGCCCGAGUGGUCCUACCCUGAGGGAGGCGUGAAGGUGCUCAUCACUGGUCCAUGGCAGGAGGCCAGCUCUAACUACAGCUGCCUGUUUGAUCAGAUAUCUGUCCCUGCCUCUCUCAUCCAGCCUGGGGUGCUGCGCUGCUACUGCCCAGCUCAUGACACUGGGUUGGUGACACUGCAAGUGACUGCCAGUAACCAGAUCAUCUCUAACUCAGUGGUGUUUGAGUACAAAGCCCGCGCUCUGCCCUCACUGCCCUCUUCACAACACGACUGGCUCUCACUGGACGAUAACCAGUUCAGAAUGUCCAUCCUGGAGCGCCUGGAGCAGAUGGAGAGACGGAUGGCAGAGAUGGCCUCCCAUCACCAGCAGGGCAGCGGAGGAGGUGCAGGAGGAGGAGGGGGAGCAGGAGCAGGUGGAGGAGGAGGAGGCGGUGGUGGUGGUCACAACAGCCAGACACAGUGUGUGUCAGGGCAGGGGCAGGCGGGCAGCAGCUUUGAGAGCCGUGUGGUGGUGGUCUGUGAGAAGAUGAUGAACCGGGCCUGCUGGGCCAAGUCCAAACAUCUGAUCCACUCCAAGACCUUCAGGGGCAUGACCCUGCUCCACCUGGCCGCUGGGCAGGGCUACGCCACCCUCAUCCAGACACUCAUCAAGUGGCGCACCAAGCAUGCAGACAGCAUUGACCUGGAGUUGGAGGUCGAUCCCCUCAAUGUGGACCACUUCUCCUGCACCCCUCUGAUGUGGGCGUGUGCCCUAGGUCACCUGGAAGCGGCAGUGGUCCUGUAUAAAUGGGACCGACGGGCCCUGGCCAUCCCUGACUCCUUGGGACGCCUGCCCUUGUCCAUCGCCCGCUCCCGCGGCCACACCAAGCUGGCCGAGUGUCUGGAGCAGCUGCAGAGAGAGGAACAGCAGCCCCCUGCACCUCUGCCCCCCACCACACGCAUGUCCUUCUCCCCCACCCCCGACGCUCCCACCUCAGACAGCUGGAUGGUCACAUGGGCCAGCGACGGCGUGAUGGCGCCCGGCGGGAAGAAAGGAGGCUCCACCACGGCCACCUCGAGCAACCUCAACCCAGACUUGAGAAGGCCGCGAUCUGAGCCCUCCAACUACUACAGCAGUGAGUGCCAGCGAGACCUGCCCCUGGCCAAGAAACACAAGCCAAACCCAGAGAUGUUCCAGGCCCGGCCCGACAAGGCCAUGUCUGUCCCACUGAGCCUGGAGCAGCAGCAGCUACACAAGCUGUCCUUCAGCCCCAAGAGCCUGUCCCAUGAGGGCCUCAGCCCAGAAAAGAGCCUCUCUGGUGGGGGAAGUGCUGGAGAAUCCGGAGGAACCAAGUGGCGCUCCAGGGAGGGUUUCUCCAGUGGGGGCUCAGGCAGGAAGGGCUCGGGGGGCUCUGGGGGCAGCAGCCUGGGAAAGGAGAAGCUGGCUAGCAGGCUGAGACAGAGGGAACAGCUGGGGAACAUGCUGGUGAUAGCUGAGAGAGAGAUGGUGAGCACUGAGCUGCUGUCCUACAGAGAAGAUCUGGAGAACCAGGACUGCAUGACACAGAUGAAUGACCUGCAGGUGAACAUGAUGACUCUGGCAGAGCACAUCAUUGAGGCGACCCCAGAGAGGAUCAAGAGGGAGAACUUUGUGGCCCUGGACGGGGUGCCUCUGGACAGUACUGGGGUCAGCAACACCAUGAGCUGGUUGGCCAGUUACCUCGGAGACGUGGAACAGCUGCCCAGCAUUAUACAUCUACGAUCUCUGUACAGUGGACCUCUCGCUCCGUCCUCCAGCCCAGGGGGGUCUCCCCUGAGGGAGGGGUCCAUGGGGAGGCCCACCCUGCCCCCCCCGGCCGACUGGAGCGAGUUCCUCCAGGCCUCCAACAGCAAGGUGGAGAGAGACCUGGCCCAGCUCACCCUGUCCGACCCCGAGCAGAGGGAGCUGUACGAGGCCGCCCGUCUAGUCCAAACUGCCUUCCGCAAGUACAAGGGGCGCCCAUUCAGAGAUCAACAGGAAGUAGCUGCGGCCGUCAUUCAGCGUUGUUACAAGAAGUACAAACAGCUUACAUGGAUAGCCUUGAAGUAUGCACUUUAUAAGAAGAUGACGCAGGCCGCCAUUCUUAUCCAGAGUAAGUUCCGCAGCUACCAGGAGCAGAGGAAGUUCCAGCAGAGCAGGCGGGCGGCCGUGCUGAUCCAGCAGUACUACCGCGGCUACAAGGAGUUUGGCAGGCUCAGGCCCCACCGCAGAGGAGCCGCCGCCGCCCUGGUGCAACAUAAACUCAGAAGUAGUCUGCUCUCCAAGAGGCAGGAUCAGGCUGCCAGGAAGAUCAUGAGGUUUCUACGCCGCUGCCGCCACAGCCCCUUGAUGGACCAUAGACUGUUCAAGCGGAGUGAACGAAUCGAAAAGGGCCAAGGAACAUGAGAACCCUCAGAAGAGCCCCCUCACAAUGUGACAUCACUCUCCUCCUUUUCUUUCCCCCCUUUGUACCCAAGACAUUUUACAAGAGAAGAAAAUAAACAGUUCAGUGAAAACACUGGGAUUAUUAUUACAACUAUGACAGCGUGACUGAUUCCACUUCGAUUACAUGUACAACAACAACAGCAUUUUUCACGUUUAUCUAUCGUUGUGUAUGUUGGAGAGUGGCAACUUCUUCUGUAGAAUUCUAAACUAAAGGAGAAGAAGCUGUGGGGGGCAGAACAUUAGCUUCAUGACAUUUUUUGCACUUUUUCAUGGAUUGCUUUGUCUUUUUGGGAGUAUCGGAGUCUAGGUUUUUAGAUGGUAAAGGAAGAGGAAUGUUGGACAUGUGGAAAAGGUCCCUGCCACCAGUGGAUCAAACCAAAAGGAUAAGAUGGAGGACAGCGAGGAUGGAGGACAGACGCCAACCAGAACAUAAGGAAACAUUACAGAAACACAUUGGGACUUGGCUCUAAUUGUAUUUCAUCAUUUUUUUAAAAAAGUGAACUGAUUCAUCCAUUUGAAGGAGAAAACAUGUCAUCUAAUGAACCAAACAUUCUCGGUAAUAUAAUUGAUCCAUUUGCAAACGUACUCUCCCUAUCAACAGUCGGUGAAUACAUUCAGUAUCGUAACUGGAAAUAGAUCAAGCGUCCUUCUGUUACGCUGUGCUCUACUCCGCCAGUCAGUCCGAAGGGGUGGGGCUGCAUCUGAAUGUAGGAGGGGUGUGAGAAGGAAUGGGCGGGGCUUAUUAAAAUAAUGGCUUAUUUUGUUAUCUACGUUUAGGGGGCACUGUGAGGCAAGAGAUAAAGGGAUUCAAUGGUGUGUGUGUUUUUUUUAAUAUAUAUGUUUAAUUCCUCUUUGCUUGAAUCUGUUCCGUGCUUACCCAUUACCGGGAUAACUGACUUGUCUCCUAAAAAAUGAUGUGUUGUCGAUUUUAUCAAAUGUGCAUGCCUAUGGGUGAAGGUCUUCGCCUGCGUGCUUGGAAUUAGGUCUGUAACCUCUGUUUUUCAAUGUUUUGCGUUUGUCUUCAUGUUAAAAUGCAACAGUCUCCCAUGUACCCACCUACUUCCCCAAGAGUCAUUCAUACCCUCUAGUUACUGAAUGACAUUCAUACCCUCUAGUUACUGAAUGACAUUCAUACCCUCUAGUUACUGAAUGUCGUUCAUACCCUCUAGUUACUGAAUGACAUUCAUACCCUCUAGUUACUGAAUGACAUUCAUACCCUCUAGUUACUGAAUGACAUUCAUACCCUCUAGUUACUGAAUGACAUUCAUACCCUCUAGUUACUGAAUGACAUUCAUACCCUCUAGUUACUGAAUGACAUUCAUACCCUCUAGUUACUGAAUGACACCAACAUUGUCCUCUUGUUUUCUUUUUCAUUUGCCUUAUUUGUUUCCUCGGUAUUCUAAAAAGAAAGAAAACUUGCCUCUUUUGUGUUGUAAUGAUUACAGUCAUGAAGGUUAUUGUCGUUCUUUUUAAAUGAACUUCAGGGCCUGUGAGGGCUUUUGAGGGGAAGAUCACAUACAUUGCCUUGACAUCUUAGAGAUUCUUCGAGGGGUCCCUAAGCUAGUCCCAAAAUAGGGGUUAGACAAAUCCAUAUUUUUGACAAUUGAGCGGUUUCUGUAUAUAAAGAAGGCUGAAGGUACGUAGGGAAAAACAUUUACCCAAAGGGGAUUGUAUUUUAGAAAUAUAUUAUUUUAUUCAUUAAAAAGGGGUCAAAAACAGGUACGAGACAAAAACAGAAUAUUUGUAUAGUUUUGUUUGAAUGCCUAAGAAGUAUGGUUGUAUUGAUUGUAUAUAGUGUAAAUACCUGGGAUAAAAAUGAGCUAUGUGCAUGAAAAACAUGAACAAAGGUUAAAAAACAAAACACUAAACAAAAGCAGUAGUGGCUAUGCUCUGUAAAAUGAUUCUAACUAUUUCACUAUAAGAGUAUUUUAUUUUAUUUUGAUUGUUCUUGAGAAGAACAUUUUGCUAAAGCAUGACAUUAUUGCGAAUACUAAAAAGUUUUAAAAAAUAUAUAUAAUGUAUUUAGAGAUAGGAGAAAUCUGCAAAAUGAUCUUAAGACAUGUAUGGUUAUGUUUACAUUUUUGUUUUGGGCUACCAAGAAUCUUUUGCCAAUGGUGCCAAGUAAUGUGAAUGCUAUAUUGCUUAACAAGAGAAUUAAGUUAAUCUUAUCAGAACAGAUAAUCAUACAAUGAAAUAGACACUAGCAUUGAAGACCACAAGGUCCCAUCACGACUGGCAGCGAAUCACAGAUAGAGGUACACAUUGCAGAGGGAGAAAUAUUUCUACAGCAACUUUUAAGUCUCCUGUUUCUCAUCCAUUAUCACACGUCAGAACAACCCAAGAUUUGUUUUUGUUGCCAUCAUCACCAAAUACACAGGGAUCACUUUGUCAGUAACAUUUCAAAUGCAAAAGAAUGGUGUGCUUUAUUUUAUCCGUAUGAGAGAAGGGUGGUGGUGUCAAUGUCUCUUAGCAUGUUCGUAUGGAUUGUGUUCAUAUAAAGAUUGUAAAUGGCAACCGUGUCUAUGGGAAUCUCAGCCCUGUUUUUUCUGUUGUUGUUCAUAGUUGAGCUUGAUUGAACAUGUGUUUCAUAGGACAACUCACGGGUGAUGAAAUAGACGAUAUCAACUUAUCAAACUGCUGACACAAGACAUUUGUUUUUACGUUUGGGCUGGAAGCUUAACUUUACCAAGGCCUGUCAGGGUCUGGACAGACCAGAGUCAACAUGUAAUGUGGCCAACAGUGAAUGAUGUGUAGCAUCGCUGGCAUUCUUUGUAAAAGUAAACGAGUCAUUUGCCUGCAGAAGCAACACUUUAAACAAUCGAAAGUGCAACAACAACAAAAAGAACGGAUGGGGUUUAUGGUGAAACACAUGAACCAUUAUGGAUCGUUGCAGCUAAUUCAAUGAGCCAAAAGGAGGGAUCUGUAAGCGUAACAAGAUGCACCACUACUAUUAUAGCAACUUCUGAGGAAGAAUACAAUGUAUGUGUCUGGUUCCUAAUGGGGUAUGUGAGGGCAGUGUUUGAAAGAUGAUGAAAUGAAAUGUGGGAAGUGGGAACAGACCCAUUGAUACCAGUUGAUUAUACUGUAUCUGUGAAUGCAUGAUAGAGACUAUCCAAUGGUAUUCAAUCCUAGACCAUAAGUGUCUGCUGGUUCUUGCAGUUUUGCUGAUAUAUAUUAUAUUCCUAUAAGAACAUGCCAUUGGACAAUUACAUUUUGUUGUUUUAAAUGCUGAAAAGCAUCUCAAGACAAUGUUGGCUGUUCUGAUGUUUUUGUUUUUAUGUACUUCUGGGUUUAUUUCUCUGUAUGUGUGUGUUUAUUUCACAGAGACUUGAUAUGUAAACCUAUUUUCAGAGUGUUUAUGUAGAAAGUGCCUAAUCAUAUCCUGAUUGAUCGCACAAAGCCAAUGUCAGGAAGCAUGCAAGGUACCUAAGGAGGAAAACAUGGCUUUGGAGAUACCAAUAGCAACUGAUCCAUAAUUCUUUAGGACUACUGUAUAUCAAGUACAUACAAUAUAUCAAUCCAAAACCAUCACCAAAAUCAUUCCAGUGACAGUGUUCCCUUAACCCACGGAGCGCAUUCCAUCUUGUCAACAUUCUAAGCGUUUUCAUUUUCUAUUGGAACUGCCUGUUGAAACCAUGAGAAUUAGAUUCCAUAACUUCUGUGGUUUUAUUGCCUUGCAUUCGUCAUUCUGGUAGUGGUAAGAAUGCCAGCCAAUACACUGCUGUGGCCAUAUGAGAAGGUUUUAUUAUGCUUGCAUGGGUAACAUAGUUAACUGGGUGACUGAACUGCACCCAAAGCAUGCUUAUUUUUCUAGAAUCGGUAGUUAGACUUUUAAAGACUUGCUGUUCUGUAAAACGAAGAACGUUGGUUUGACGUGUCACAGAACUCUGAAAGACGGAGGGCAUGUGAUUGGAGGGAAGAGGAGAACCCUUCAAAUACAAACUAUGAUCAAUCUGCAGUAUUUACUGACCAUAUUUCCAGGGGUAGCAUGAGGGCAAGUUUUUCUAGAAGCAAGUUGAAACUUUUUUUUAACACAUUUUAUUUUUCAUUCAUUUGGAUAUAGAGAUGGUGUGCUCUCAACUUCAAAUACCUGAACAGUUCGGACACUCUUUUGGCAGUAUACUGCAAGUAUUAUACUAGACAACCAUACACACACACACACACACACACACACAGGCAACAGUACACUGCACUGGACAUAUCCAGAUAUGCCGAUAGGUAUGUCAAGGCACAGUCAGUCUCACUUGUACACAGUUCAGCAGAUGGAGCUCAUCAUUGUGUUAUUUUCCUAGCCUGCUCCUAGUCCUAGGGAACGGCUCACCUCCCUUCCGUCUUUUACUCAGGGUGCCAAAAUGGGGAGGAGGAAGUGGAGCAGGACACUGAUUGGUGAUUCACUGCAGAGAGAGAGGACAUACUGUAUUGAAGUAGGAUAGGAAGAUGCAACACCCCUCAACAGAACUUUCUGGUCAAGACAGGCAAAGGAUUACUAUGAUCCUGGAUACAUUACUGUUAUCCAUUUCCUCUCAGAUAAGUAAGCUGAACUGAGGAGAGAUGUAAGGACACUAAAUCAAAAAUAGGGGAUACAAAACAUUGUAGUGUAGCUAAUUAUAAUUGAGACAAGUUGAUCACAAUUGACAGUACGGUCAAUUAUUUCUGUCUUGGCUAUAGCUCAGACAGAAAGGAGUUUGCAUUAUGGGACACUAUGGCUUGAAGUCUAAUGCAAAUGCUUAACUUUCUUUUAUAGACUAUGCUAAUGAGUAUAGUAACAUUUCAACCUUUGACCUCCUCUGACUUGAUGUUUCUCAGUAAAACAAGGACUUGCUAUGUAAUAGUAUCACACACAGCUUCAAAUAGUCUAUCGAGUUAUUCUCAGUUAUACAUUUCAUCUCAGUUAAGAUAUGGGUGAUAACAUGUUGAGACAUUUGAUUGGGGUCUUCCUGAGACUUUGAGGCAGUUGAAGAUGACCAGAUGUUAAAGGGACAGUUGUUUCAGAAAAAAAGCCCUUCAGGAAUGGCUGAUAGCCAUUUUCUGGGUGGUAUGACAGGUUAGCUAUAGAAACAGGCACUUCAUAUGGAUUUGAUUACCUUCAUUACACUCUGCUAAUUGACCCGAGGGACUAGCUUUCCUCCUUUACCUUUGUCAAUGCACCCAAACUACUGAAAGGUAGGCACAUCAGGACCACAGAGCAGAAACCAUCUCACAACGUUUUCCACUUGUGGACACAGAGCAAUAAGCAUUAUUUUGUGGAGACCUAUAGACCUAGUGAAGAUAGAAAAUGAUUGGACACAUUUAGUUGACGUACUCUUAUGCAAAUGCCAGUAUUGCAAGACAAGCAUUCAGUAGUUUAUGGACAUUCAGUAGUUUAUGAACAGCAAUUGUAUGGCACCCUUUACCGAACUGCACGUUUUCAUCAAUUCCAAACCAAGAAGAAAAAAAAUGGCCCUGCUUAAAUACAAAGUCGUGGGUCCUCGACACUUUGCAUGUGAACUAGUGUUAGAUACAUUUUCCUCUCCUCUAUAACUGUCUUCCUCUCUGUCUUUCCCUGUUGUGACCCUCUCUUUCUCUCCUUCCCCUAUUAUUUCAACCACUCCUUUUUCCCCGUUCUCCUAAUGUGUAUUGCUUUCUCCUACUUUUUCUUCCCCCUCUUUCUUGUUUGUUAGUUUUGUUUUUGUAAUUGUGCAUGUACAAGUGUCACUGACUCGAUGGAUAUGUAAAAAAAAAUAUUUAAAAAAUGAAGAGAUUUCAGCUGCUGAAGCCAUGCAAAACGUUUUGAAAUGCCCUUAAAAUAUGGAAGAUGUUUUCUGAAUGCUUUAUAUUCUUUCUGCUGUAAAAUAAUAAAAAAAGAAAAAAAUGAAGAAAACAAACAACAUUUGAUUUUGUCUCCUUUUCCCUCUACAGUAUCGUCCACUGCCUGUACUUUAGCCACAUUUUGUUGUAGUAACCCACUGCCAACUUAUUUACAUGCCUACUAAUUGUUCUGCAAUAUAUUAACACUGCAUCAUGUUAGUGCUGUAAAUUCAGAUUUGACAUGCACUGUUAUAUGGGUAAUAUCAUGAAUACUGUCAUUCUGUCUAUCUGAUACUCACUUCACACCCAUAAAGAGUAUCAUCCUAUUCAGUAGACUAGAAUGUGGCAAUAAAAAACACAUAUGGUAUUUUACCUCAAAUCGCAGUUGAUAAGGCAAUCUUACCUCAGAUACUGUCCAGGCAGUAAAUUCAGAUUCAAAUUCAGAAAACUUUAAUGUCCUCAAUGAGGCAAUUCAUUUUUCACUAAUCACAACACAUACAGAUGAAAAAUACAUAUGUAAAAACAACAGAAUAGCAAAGGAUG
Oncorhynchus tshawytscha (Chinook salmon) is the source of this 11877-nucleotide messenger RNA. RefSeq names its product calmodulin-binding transcription activator 1. Gene Ontology annotation, cellular component: nucleus. Gene Ontology annotation, biological process: regulation of transcription by RNA polymerase II. The record is from RefSeq and is a predicted model, not a curated record. Gene Ontology annotation, molecular function: double-stranded DNA binding; protein binding; transcription coregulator activity. NCBI's taxonomy places the organism in Eukaryota, Metazoa, Chordata, Actinopteri, Salmoniformes, Salmonidae.